Notodromas monacha is the source of this 6111-nucleotide messenger RNA. NCBI's taxonomy places the organism in Eukaryota, Metazoa, Arthropoda, Ostracoda, Podocopida, Cyprididae. The record is from the annotation of a GenBank genome assembly.
UCGUGUUUACAGAUGUCAUAUUUGGGUAUUAUUGAAAUACGUUGAGAAGCAAUGUGUGGCACCCAAAAGCGCCAGAUAGGGAAAAGCAGACAGCGUCCCUACAAACUAGUUCAUCAGGUUGUUUGUUUGACGGGUCUCAAUUUCCAACGACGCAGUAUUAUUGGAUGCGUCGAAUUAACAUUGGAAUGUGUCAAGCCGUAUCGAUUCAUAUGCCUGAAUGCGAAGCAAUGUCGCAUAUACAAAGUUUGCAUCAACGACACGAUCGAGGCGCAGUUCCAGUAUUUCGAUCCCUUCUUGGAGAUUUGCGACGGGGAUGAUUAUCCGCGCUCCUCGGAGUACUUGAAAAUAAAGCACGAAGAAGUUGCCCAUGACGUGGAUGCUGACGUCGUGAAGGGAGAAGUUUUCAUUCCAAUCCCACCAUCUGCGACGUCUUUAAUUUCCCCGACAGCUGCUCCAAUCCGAGUGACCGUCGAAUUUUCGUUUGAACAACCUCAAGGCGGGAUUCAAUUUGUUGUGCCGGAAUGCGAAGGGACUUUGGUUGAGCGAGCUGCACACAUGUUCACGUACACGCAUUGGAACUCGGCCCGAUUGUGGUUCCCGUGUAUCGAUACUUUUUCGUCACCGUGCACUUGGAAGUUGGAGUUCACCGUCGACGAUGGGAUGGUGGCAGUUUCGAACGGGGAUUUAUUGGAGACUGUGUACACGCCGGACAUGAGGCGGAAAACGUACCAUUAUUCUUUAGACGUUCCGACUUCCGCUCCGAAUAUCUCGUUAGCUGUCGGACCUUUUGAAAUCUACGUUGAUCCUAACAUCCCUGAAGUGACUCAUUUCUGCUUGCCGCAUUUAAAGCCCUUGUUGAAGUUUGUCGCUAGAUUUCUGCCCGCUAUAUUUGAGUUUUAUGAGGACGUGCUAGGAACGCCUUAUCCGUACGCAGGUUUUAAGCAAGUUUUUGUGGAUCAAGCAUAUGCGGAUGUCAUGCCGUAUGCGACGAUGGCUAUUUUCAGUACAAGUUUGUUGCACACGUCGGCCAUCAUUGACCAGACUUACGAAACCCGCAAAGUGUUGAGCAUUGCCAUCGCUCAUCAGUUUUUCGGCUCAUUCAUUGCGAUCGAUCAAUGGGCCGAUUCUUGGGUUACGUACGGAAUCGCGAAUUACCUUCACGGCCUUUACAUUCGCAAAACAUUCGGCAACAACGUCUACCGCAGGAUGAUCCAAACCCAGCUGCAAGAAGUUGUCAAGUACGAAGAACAAUUCGGGGGAGUAGCGUUGGAUCGUAGGGUUAUUUCCCUCGUCGGGGACGUGGUCAAAGUUGAAGCCGCGGAAACGGAGGACAAUUUCUAUUUCGGCACUCAUUAUGCGGCCACGACUUCUCCGUUGUAUUCCGAGAUUUUUGUGAAGAAAGCCCACUUGGCGGUGCGAAUGCUGGAGCAUCGCAUUGGCCAAGUGUUAUUGAUUCAAGUGUUCAAUAAGCAGCUCGCGUUAGCGACGAAGCGAGAAGAGGCUGCGACGAAGCUUAGUGCGCAAGCGUUUGUGAGAGCGAUUUAUACGGUUACUGGGAAGGACGUGACGACCUUUUUGGAGCAAUGGGUUCGGCAAGGCGGACACGCGAGGUUCAGGGGUUCGUUUGUUUUCAACCGGAAGAGAAAUACGGUCGAGUUGGAAGUGAGACAGGAAGCUGUGAGUGCAAGAGGCACAAUGAAGUACGUCGGGCCGCUUACGGUAGCUGUUCAGGAGCUGGACGGAACAUUCAAACAUACACUCCAAAUUGAAGGAACCGUGGCUAAAACUGACAUCACGUGCCAUUCAAAAUCCAGAAGGCAUAAGAAGAAAAAAAUCCCCUUGUGCACCGGAGAAGAAGUAGACAUGGAUUUGAGUGCUAUGGAUGCAGAGUCUCCGGUUCUGUGGAUCCGUUUGGACCCGGAAAUGACAGUGAUGCGUAGAGUUGACAUGGAACAGCCGGAUUACAUGUGGCAGUAUGAGAUGAGGUACGAGCGUGAUGUGACAGCGCAGAUAGAAUCCAUCGAAUAUCUCGAGAAGUUCCCAACAACUCCGACCAAACAAGCGCUCAAUGACAUAAUUGAGAACGAUCAGUGUUACAUCGAAGUUCGCGAGCAGGCUGGUUAUUGUCUCGCUCGUGUGGCGAAUAAAAUGGCACCUAGCUGGGUGGGACCUCCUGCCAUGUUGGCAAUUUUCCGAAAAUUUUUCGGCUGUAAACAAGGAUCACACAUCGUGCGUCAAAAUGACUUCGCUUCGCUGCAGCAUUAUUACCUGCAAAAGGCAAUGCCAAAAGCGAUAGGCGCGUUGAGGAACGCCCAAGGAAAGUGUCCCAGCGAAGUUUUGAAGUUUUUGCUGGAUUUAUUCAAGUACAACGAUAAUUCGAAGAAUAAAUUUUCUGACAAUUAUUAUCGUGCCGCGUUGGUUGAUGCGUUGGAGGAAACAAUCACUCCUGCUUCAGUGACCGGUGAGAAAAGUGGAGACAUCAAGCUGGUAAUCGACGAAAUUGUGCAGCAACUCAACCUGGAGAAAUUACUGCCGUGUUACAAACAAACUGUGACGGUGUCGUGUUUACGAGCCAUCAGGAAGUUGCAGCGAUGCGGUCAUCUUCGCUCAGAGCCAAGUUUCUUUCGAAGUUAUGCUGCACCUGGUCAAUUCAUAGACGUCAGACUUGCCGCACUGGAAUGUUUGGUGGAUCAUUUGAAACUGAGUGGUUCGUCGGAAGAUUUUAGUCAUUUGCUGGACAUCGUAACGAGUGAUGCUGAACCAGCGAUUCGACACGCGUUGGUGCGAAUGCUCGUGGACAAACCACCAUUUUCGCCAUUUUCGAAGGCACAACAGCAUCUGAAUACCCCGGAAUUGGCUGAAAGGCUUUGGAAUCUUAUCAAUACGGGAAUGAGCUUCGAUUCGAGGCUCAGAUGCGACUUGGUGGAUUUGUAUUAUGGUCUGUAUGGUUCUUCCGAACCUGACGUCUUCAAACUCCUGUCCAGAGAUCCAGUUCAUGCGAAAGACGAGUCUGACUUGGAUUCAUCGCAAAAAAGUUUCAAAGAAGAACUCUCCGAUGAAGAUAUUAAGGCAGACAUCAAACCGGAUAUCGGUUCGAUUUCUCCCGCUUCAUCUAUAUCCCUUCGAUCGUCUCGAAGCCGUUCAUUAUCUCCGAACCGGGUUCGCUCCCCGUCAGAAGUACCCAUCAAAAUAGAACCAGAAUCGCCAAAUACGCGUUCUCGAUCCCCCUCGCCGUCGAGGGACAUUUCGGAUGCGGACACGGAUUUUUCUGAUGACUUCCCUGUUAAGAAAGAAUCUUUGUCGGAUGAGAGUUCCGCCUCUGACGAAACCGUGGAACGGAAGAAGCAUAAACACAGAAAGCGACAUCGACAUCGUAGUUCGUCCAGACAACAUAAACAUAAGUCAAAGAAAAGAAAGAAAGAGAAAAAGAAGAAGCAUAAACACAAGAAGAAACACGAAAAGCACGAAAGGAAGCCUACGAUGGAAUCUUCUCCUCCAUUGAGUUCCUCCGAGAAACAAUGGCUGAAUGCGUUUAUGGCCACAUACUGCGACUUUUUAUCGAAUUAUUUCUACGUUGUGAUCAUCUCUUCAAUUGUCGUCACCUCCGCAAUGACAGCCCUUGCAGUUGUUUACGGCCCUUCAAUUGACUUCUCUUCACCAGACGCAGGGUUUGAAACGAGAAGAACUCCGCUGUCGAAACGAGUUCAAACUUGGCGAAAUUUGGAAGAAGCUCUGAAGAAAGGAAGACACCUCAGCUUUCUUCCUCAAAACGUAACCAGAAUCUCCAAACGUGACGUUGAUCAGCAGUAUUCUUGCGGUGAUUUGGGCCCGGAUUUUGCCCGAGUUGUUGUCUCUUCAAAGAAUCUCUUCACUGUGUCGGCUUUAAAAGAAAUCUGUGAACUGGAAAGUUUCAUUGCUUCAGGCAUUGGCUACAAGCAGCUGUGUUUGUACGCAUCCGAAACGCGGUGUUGCCCGACGUGGUCUCUCAGUCGUGUGGUUUCUGAACUGCGUUCUGUGAACUGUCGCAACAUAACGGAACGCGAUGUUGCAUUUGUGAAAGACCUUCUUACUACUUGUCUUAGCUAUUAUGAAUCUGGGAAACUCGCCGUUUGUACAAGAAGUGCCUGUCAAGACGUGCCAGAGUCUUGCAAAAAUAGUGCCGUGUUCAAUAUGUUUUACUACUUGAUGGAUUCCAAAUUUUUGAGGAAAUCCUCGGAACUGCAACAUUCCGCUGUGUUCCUACCCGUGGCUUCCAGCACUGGCACCUCGGAUGUGUUUUUCGAAUCUCUUGAAAAUGCGCCUACGUUUCAGAACUUCGAAGUAACCGGAGUCGAGAUGGGGCUGAAGUGGUGGCUUUUCGAGUACUAUUUGAUCCGAGACACGCUUUUCUGCGUUUCCGGAGCUAUAGUUGCCUUGUUUUGUUGUCUGUGGAUCUAUUCGGAAUCCUUUUGCCUUAGUUUUGCAACGAUGACUUCCGGUGUGAUGUCUCUGGCAAUCGCGUAUUUUUUCUACGUAAUCGUGUUCGACAUCCGGUUCUUCCCGUACAUCAAUUUGAUGGCGAUCGCGUUGGCGAUUGCCGUUGUUGCUGAUGACUCUUUUAUUGUUUGGGCUGCUUGGAAAAGCGCAGAAGAUGUUCGAGAGGCUUUGGAGCACAGUUGGAUGCCGUGUACUGUCACCUCGUUGACAACAGCAGUGGCUCUGUAUUCUUCUUACGUCUCCUCAAUCACCGCAGUGAAGUGCUUCAGCAUUUUUGGUGGCACAGCAGUGCUGGUGAACUUGUUUCUGACACUGACCUGGAUACCUGCUUGGCUGAUUGCCUAUGAGAAGUUUUUCCAGAAGAAAGCAACCAGUUGUUGCUUCCGAGAUGUGUUCACGCGAGCUAUCGAGCAUUUCUUCAAACAAAUUCUGAAAGCGGUGUUGAUACCGUUGAAAUUCGUGUGGAUCGGAGUCUUCGGAGGUCUAGCCGUGAUCAGCGUAGUAUUGGUGACGUAUUGGCCGGGUUUGAAACUUCCUCACAGCAACGAAGUCCAGCUGUUCGACAUGAAGCAUCCUUUUGAGCAUUAUGUGUUCAUUUUGAAGAAGCAGUUUGAUUUCGAAGAAGACGAAGAAAAGUUCAAUGCUGCGAUGCCCAUGAGGUUCGUUUUCGGCGUGGAAGCCGUUGAUGUAGGAAAUCCUCUCAAUCCUGAUGACUGGGGAAAAGGAAUGAUGUCGUUGACGACGAAUUUCAACAUUUCCUCUCCUGAGGCCCAAGUUUUCAUGUUGGACUUCUGCCAGGAACUUCGACAACAGGGGUUCUACUUGGACACCCCAGGGGCAAUGAUUUCAAAUUGCUUUGUGGAAAGCUUCAAAAAUUACUUCAUGGCCCGAGAUUGCAUUGAUACAAUUGAAAGAGUGAAUUUAUGGCCGUGUUGUCAAGAUUCGCGCUUUCCCUACAAACCCAAGGUGUUCGAAAACUGUGCCUUGGAAGGAAUUGCUUCCUUGAGAGAAACUAUGGAAAAAUUCGAGAACCCGACUGAUCUGGAGUUCUACGAUUUACAAAACAGUCUCUCGUCGGAUACAUUCGCAACAAUCGGAACUGACAUGGGAUUAGCAUUUCUUAUCCUUGUGGCUGUCAGCAGAAGUGUCGUCGUCACGUUUUUUGCGAUUAUCACUGUCGGAAGCGUAAUUUUCACAACUGUCGCAGUACUGACGCUAUUUGGAUGGACCUUGAACAUUCUGGAGAGUUGCGUGAUUGCUUUAGCGAUUGGACUAGCUGUGGACUUCACGUUACACUACGGACUCGCUUUCAAGAUGUCGGUUGGGGAGCGAGCGGGGGAGGCGUUGAGUGCAGUGGGAGCACCCGUGGCCAUGGGCGCAGUGACCACGUUUCUGGCUGGGGUGACGUUGUUACCCUCACGAGUCCUGGCGCAUGUUCAGAUCGGGAUAUUCCUCAUUGUCCUGAUGACUGUUUCCUGGGCUAUGUCAACAUUUUUGUUCGUUCCUUUGUUGGCAUUGUGUGAGUGUAACGAUGAGAAGAAGGACGUGGUGCGUAGUGAGGAGGUGGAGUUGACUGUGCGUCCUGCUAUUGUGCCGCAAUGCCAUGAGAUUCUUGGGAAGACUACUUAUGUAUGA